UGCGUUUAAGGUUCACAGGAAAAUUUAGAUUAGAAAUUAUCUCAGCAGGUCUUUAAUCCCACCUCUUCCUCAAAAGAGCAUGAGCUACAAGAUCUAGCCAAGCUUUGUUCAAUGUGUUCUUGAAAACCUCCAAGAAUGCAGACUGCAUAGCCUUCCAAAGCAAUUCAUUCUCAUGUUUGACUGUCAUUGUGACAAUAAGGUUCUCCCUUAUGUCCAGCCUGAACUUUUCUUUUUCUCAUUAUCUCUUUUCCUCUCCCAAGACACACUGUCAAAAGCCUGGCUCUGGGUUUUGAUGGCCUUCUUUUGGGUGCUGGAGGGCUUCUGGAUCUCUUCUCUAAGUCUAUGUGGCUUUGUGAAAGCACUUAUUACUUCAAGAAAUUUUUGUUGGCCACAGACAACCAAAGUUUCUUCUUUUAAUAAACUCUCUUCAUGUAACUUCAAGAUUAAUUUGAAAUAGCCCAAGCAUUUACUACAUUGAAGAAACAAUCAGAGGCCCACAUUUAUCCUGGUCUUGAAUUCUCUCUAAGACACAUAUAAAACAGCAUUGCUAAGCAUGGCAUUCCUCAUGCACAUCUCACUCCAGUCAAUUCACAUGAUAUCUAGUUGGGUUUGGUUCAAUGUUCAUAUGGUAAAUACAAUUUAUUUAUUAUCUGUAACCAUUAUAAAUCCAAAUAUUUAAUUUUUUUUUCUUUUUGUGGUGAUUUCUUGAGGAAGUAGCUCUAGAGUGCAAGAUUCCAUACAGAUAUUUCUGAGAUUAAUUGAUUCCAGGCAUUGUGGAUCAUCUCAUCUUUUAUUUCAGCACAUUUCCAAUCUUCUAUAUAGUUAAUUUUAGAAAAAUAUACACAUCCUCUGUUGUGUUACACCACUGUUGCUUCUGGGAGGUUCAGGAUAUGACCCAGAUUAUAAUAAGGGCCAAGGGGUCUGUUCUCAUUUAUGUUUAAUCUGCCAGGGUUCUGUAAACGGUCUGGACCUGCAUUAGUGGAAUCCUUGAGUUAAUCAGGUUUUGGCUUGGGCAUUUCACUUCUUAUUGGCCACUACAGCUUUCCAGAGAGCUCCAAGAAGAAAAUGGCAUAACCUUAUCUUGAGAUUCUCUUUCUUGGAAGAUGGAUAUUCCCUAACUCGAUCUCCCUCUGUCACUCCUGCAUUUUUUUAAGAAAGGAGCUUUGGAGAGGAAUAAUGAGGUUCACACGUGUAACAGUGUAAGUAUAUAAUGUAAUAUAUCCUUACCUGGUUUAAUCAAUCAUGGGAUGCAAGUAUUUUAUGUCAGUAAUAUAAACUGAGAGCACUUCAACAUAAUAAAAUGUUAAGAUCUUAUAAAUGUUGCUGCAAACAUGCAGCUAGUGAAUAUGGAUGCCAAGAAGAUUAACAUCUGGGAAUGCCGUGUUACUUAUAGCAUAUUUAGUAGCUCUAUAUAGAAUUUCUUUAUCUUUUCAAAGUGCAUUCUUAAUAACCACAAAAAUAAAACUGCUGGUUUUAUGUUAUUUCAUAUGAAUCUUUUAUUGUUGCUUUAAUCAGUGUUAAACAAACUUUUUCUAAAAUUUUUUUCUUAAUAUUUUCACUUCCUCCAAUAUUUGCUUUGAAACCCUACCUAUAAGACAUGCAAAGUAAACUGAAUAUUUAUAGUGGUUACCAUCUAUGCCUGGAUUUGACACCACCACAAUAAAACUGAAGAUUUCUUUUCUCUUUUCCUUGAGGAAAAGCUCAGGAACAGCACCUGAGAUUUUCUAAAGGUUACCUUCUGUUCAUUUUAGGGGGCAGUUGCAGUGUUUCAUUUGACACAAACAGUGAAGUGAAAAAACACUAGUAGUUGUGGACCAGCAGUGGAUUUACUCAAAUGCAUUUAUACAGAUAAAGAACAGAAACAAGGUCUUCCUCCAAUACAAUAAUUACAGAAUUCAAGGAAACUUUUUUUCUUCCUGUGGACUCUUUCUGAGAAAAAUACUGUUGAAAUCUUAGCAUUCUUUAUAAUAUUUAUCUGAAAAUGCCUCAUGUUUUCACCUACAUGAACAUAAAUCAGGAAGCCAAAAUAAUUGGUUUAAAUUUGGAGGGAGAAAAAAAAUCAAAAGUAGAAAUUUGACAGAUGCCAGUGUCAUGCCUGAAGAAAUGCAAUGGUUCUCUUGUUUAGAUUUAAUAGUUCUAAAAUAAUUUCCUUAAUUAUUCUCUGCAGUGCCAAGUUUAAAAGUUAUUCAAGGAGCAAAACAAAUUCAAAUAAUUAAGUAUUUCAUUGUACAAACUGUUCAGGCUGAAAUGCUUAGCAUGCAAAAGAAUGAACCCCCAAAUAUUUGCAUCUAUUUUGUCAACUAGUUCUGUAUAGAGAAAUUUCUACCAGAAAAACUAGUCCAAAAAUCAUUCUCCAUCAGAAGCUUGAGAAUAACAGGAUCAGUCAAGAAAUCUUUCAACUUAUUUUAUUACUUAAUUUAGAAACAAUUUAUUUGUGUUGAUGUAAAUUAUACGUCUGAUCACAAUAGCAUUUUUUCUGGCUUUUGAAAACCAGUGAUGAAAGUGAGCAAACCGUGUCAGUUAUUUUUGGCCUAUCUUUAAUUUCACCUCUAUAUGUGUUGGGACUGUAAGAACAAUAGGUAUAGCGUUUGGAGAACACUGAAUCCUGAUUUGUCCAAGCAGUACAUGAAAAGUGAUUAUUAUGUUGAUUGUAAGUCAGGAUGUCAUUUUGGUAUCUGUCCUUUCCAGAAUAGCUCAGAUUUUCUAUGGGAAAAGCUGGAUCCUAUUGGGUCAGCCACAGAUAGGAAGAAAGAAAAGUAAAUGAAUAAUCAAGGAGAUCAUGUCCAGUCCUGGAUUCAAAAUAUGUUUCGUGAGAAGUCAUUCCCUAGCUUUGAGAGCAGGUGCACUCUUAUGUUCUACAUUGGCAAGAACACUGGAAAAGCAGGACCUCAGAAGAACAAUCAACUUCCAUGUUCAGCUACUCUUAAAAUGUUCUUGCAUUCGGCAUUUUUUUAUUCCUAAAGUUUGUGAACUCAGAUUUUGUUUAUUUUUUAAUCAGAAGAGCAUCAGAAAAACAACAAGAGAAGUUAAGACUAGGCAGUGUACUUUGUCAUCCUGUCAUAAAAAGCAAUUUGCUAGUAUUGUUAUUUAAGCACAUUGUAUAUGAUGUCUUUUUACCUGGAAGCCAAAUUUAAUUUCCAAUGUGGUAUGCUGAACUCCCUUUUCCAGAUUCAGAACUCACACAAUCUGCAGUUUAUUUCCAAAUGUACAUAUUUGGGUUUCUUUUUUUCCUGUGACAAGCCAUAAUUUCUGGGCUAAUGUACAGAUUCUGGUUUUCUUUGGUUCCUAUACUGCAGCCUGACACUAGAGGGGGAAAGAACCAAACCAGUAGGAAUAACUGUAGUAUAGAAAUAAGCACACUUUGAUGAUGUUAGUAACUCAAUUUGAAAAAACAUAGAAAAUUAAUAUCCCAAAAGUAAGUCUGAAUGGUCAUUUUUUCUUAAGGCAUAAUUUACACUUCCAGAUUUGUCAGCUGGCAUGCUUGGUUGAUCUGAACUGAAAGAACAUAAAGGGGACAUAAAACUGAUUAUAUGCUGUAUUUGUUAAUUUAUAUCUUACAGUUUCAUACCCUUAAUUGUGAAAUGUACUUCAACUGAGAAAAUAUGUCCCAGUCCAGCUGUACACAAUUCCAUGAUUUUCAUCCAUUCCAGAAAACCAGUAGGCCAGCAUUCUCUCAGCCUGGUAGUCAUAGGUCUACCAAAAACACAAAGAACACCUGGAUCUCCAUCCAGAGACAGCCCUGCUAGUGCAAUACCCCAGGAUUGUCUACCCAUAUCAUUGCACUGGGAAUGGAAUAACAACCUGUACCUUUUAGUUAUGGAAGUCAGAUACAAGAGUGAUGUUCUUGUUAGAUACUAAGUAAAUGUCAUCCUUAGCACAGAACAAGAGGCCUUCCAUCAGCCUCAGCUGAUUCAGAUUAGUUUGCUUCAUAAUGUUGUUGCAGUGCUCAGUAAUAUCAGUGCUACUAUAACUUCCAUCUCCCAAAUGUUCAGCUUUUUCAGCUGAAAAGAAACACCAGACCACCAAGGCUGAGUCCUUGCACAUUGCACUUCCCUAUUGAAAUCCUUUUGUUCCCCUACUCACGCUGACAGAGCAGUGCCAGACAAAAUCCAGGAUGGUAUCCUGGCAAUUACCCACAAUUGUUUUCACUUUUCAGAGUGGUAAGUGGCCUUCCACUGCCGGUCAGUCAUCCUCCUCUGGAUGAUGGCUGGCCCCAGGUUAUGAGCACAGUACAAAUGGCAAGUCCAGGGACUUUCCCAGGUACAGAUAUGAAGGAAAUCAUUUUUUCAGACAUUUUCCGUGAGCACUACCUCUUGCUUGAAGAUAGGUGUAAAACCAUACGAAUGCUAAGCAAAGUAGGGAUAUCUAUAUCCAGAACAUUUUAACCAUAAGGGAAUAUAAUUACAAAAUUGCAGCCCUAGCCACCUGGCCAUCUUUGUGUGUGUGUGUGUGUGUGUGUAUAUGUGUGGGGUUUUUUUUCUUUCAGAAGCAGUGUGACACAGAUGACACUUGCCAUAAAGCUCUUCCUACAGAAAAAAUGCAAGCCUAGCUCGUUUCCAGUGCACGAUAAUAAUUAAGGCUCGCAUGAGUGAAACUCUGAUACUUUUUUAGGUAAUGAUUAACCUUAAGACCUUCUUCCCCCUUAAGUAUUUGGAUUAAAAGGGCAAUACAGAGACUGAAGGCAGUAGGCAUGAGUGGUUUAUUCUCUAAAGACUAAAGGGUGGAGUCGUCCUACAGGGUUCAAGAGCAGUAGGCCAGGCAGUGAGGGGAUUGAUCUUAUCAGGACUAGAAAAUAAACAGUUUCUGUUUAUGACCAAAUUGAAUUCAGGAUGUUUAUAAGCUUCAUCAUGCUGGUUUUACUGGUUCCAGCAAUGUUUGUAUGGUACAGACAGCAGCUAUUGACUUUUCCAUUUAUUCAGCUCCAUACUCUUCAUUCCUCUGGGGAAUUUGCUGUAAUUAGAGAGUUUAGAGCAUUUUAUUUUACAGAAGUCUAGUGUUUAGAGUAAGGCUCUUAUUUGUCAAGACUUUAAGAGUCUGUCUGUGGCUCUAUAUUAAUAUGACCUGGAGUAAGUCAUAUAACCACAGUUUUGAUUCAGCUUCCCAGACUGAAAACCAAUACCAACCUCAGAGAGCUUUAUUCAUUUGAUUGAGAUCUUUGGAUAAAAGCUACUAGAAGAAAAACACUAUGAUUCACUAUGGUUCUUAUUAAGCUAUAAAUGUUCACUCUUUAUUUUGGAUAGAGAACAGAUGUGGAGGGAUGAAAUUUCUCUGUUAGACUCAUUUUGUAUGCCCUGAUACCCUGAUGUUUUAUUGAAAAACUCUCCGCUGGGAACAUGGGUAUGUGAUUCCUGGGUGUUUUAGGUAGGUCACAUCUUGGAACAGUAAUUUAUGAAGUACUGAGCAGAGACUGACAAGGGCAGAUCAGCAGCAUGCCCCUCCUCCCCAUGCACAGCUGACAGAUCAGCUGGACCCCACUGCUGGUACUGGGGUACCUCUUUUACCUCCUUCUGUGUGCUAUGGUGUUCCAGCUGCUGGCAGAAACACAUUUUCAGGACCAGUUCCAGCUGAAAAAGCUCAAGUUCCUGCAGAAUCACACGUGCUUGGACAGACAAGCCCUGGAGCAGUUUGUACAGGUCCUCAUGGAAGCAUGGGAAAAAGGGGUCAACCAAGAAGGAAACACUACAAAUCCCAGUAAUUGGGACUUUAGCAACUUCUUUUUUGCAGGAACUGUUGUCACCACUAUACUGUUUUCUUCUUUAUUUCCAGGUUAUGGUCACCUGUCUGCCAGCACAGUGACAGGGCAGACCUGUGUGUUUUAUGCCUUAUUUGGAGAGCCCCUCAACCUGGUCUUCCUUAAUCAGCUGGAGAAAUCUCUCAGUGCUCAUCUGCUUACCCUGGAAAGAGGGGUGCGAAAGUGAGGGUGUGCCCAGGUGGUUCAAACACUGGCAGUUGCCAUCUUCCUGACCACUGGGACCUUGCUUUUCCUGGUGUUCCCACCAUUAGUUUUCAGUUAUGUAGAAGGCUGGAGCUACUGAGAAGGCUUUUACUUCACCUUCAUCACCCUGAGUACCAUUGGAUUUGGGAACUAUGUAGCAGACACAAAUCCCAACAAGCACUAUAUCCCCAUGUAUAGGAGCCUAACUGCAAUAUGGAGUGUUUUCAGCUUGGCCUGGCUGGCUCUGGUCAGUGUGGGAGCUGACUUGAUGAAAAGAUACCUUCAGCUAAAGUGGCACAAGUCUGACUUAAGCUUGGCAGAAGAAGACGCUACCAAAUUGGAAGAUGAACCUGAGCAGCCUAGAAUCCAUAUCCCUAGCUGAUCAAGGUAUAAAGAAAACAAUCCUGAAACUGCAUCUUCCAUCUGCAUCUCACACUAAGUGAGCCCUCUGGAUAAAGGACUAAACCACAGGUUGUGGACUGUGUGGGGAGCUAGGGCCCAGUGGUCAGAAGAUUUCAGGAUGUAAUGGAAAGAUAGAGUCACCCCCCUCCUCUAUAGUUUAUGGUAAUGACCCCCAUAAUUAGCCAAUAGCACCUUGCUGUGAUGAAAGCAGACGGGAGUGACACUGUAAACCUAGAUUAUAAAGUGUCAAAUUCUUCACCAAUAAACACCAGUUUGCCAUCCAUCA
This is a messenger RNA of Parus major (Great Tit), 6623 nucleotides long. It is a transcript of the gene KCNK16, whose product is annotated as potassium two pore domain channel subfamily K member 16. Lineage: Eukaryota; Metazoa; Chordata; Aves; Passeriformes; Paridae. Gene Ontology annotation, cellular component: membrane. Gene Ontology annotation, biological process: potassium ion transmembrane transport; stabilization of membrane potential. The record is from RefSeq and is a predicted model, not a curated record. Gene Ontology annotation, molecular function: potassium ion leak channel activity.